Messenger RNA from Hyposmocoma kahamanoa, 1893 nucleotides. RefSeq names its product src substrate cortactin (gene Cortactin). The transcript has 12 exons. Lineage: Eukaryota; Metazoa; Arthropoda; Insecta; Lepidoptera; Cosmopterigidae. Bases 19 to 1551 code for a protein of 510 amino acids. The record is from RefSeq and is a predicted model, not a curated record. Gene Ontology annotation, biological process: regulation of actin filament polymerization. Gene Ontology annotation, cellular component: cortical actin cytoskeleton; plasma membrane; actin filament. Gene Ontology annotation, molecular function: actin filament binding.
CCGGCUUUCUAUCGCAAGAUGUGGAAAGCGGCAACUGAUGUGGCUGCUCCUGCCAUGCCUGAGGCGGAGGACUGGGAGACUGAUCCGGACUUUGUAAAUGAUGUCACAGAGCAUGAACAAAGAUGGGGCCCUGGUGGAAGAAAUGUAGAAGCUAUUGAUAUGGCGAAAUUGAGAGAAGAGGUUUUAGAAGCAGACACAUUGGCUAAGCAAAAGCAAUAUGCGGAAGGACCAAAACCUUCUUACGGAUAUGGUGGAAAAUUUGGCGUACAAAGUGACAGAAUGGACAAAUCAGCCGUCGGCCAUGAUUACGUUGCGAAAACUGAAAAACACGUAUCACAGAAAGAUUAUUCACAAGGUUUCGGUGGGAAGUUUGGUGUCCAAUCGGAUCGUAUGGACAAAUCAGCAGUAGGGCACGAUUAUGUCGCCAAAGUGGAGAAGCACGUGUCGCAGACUGACUACUCGCAGGGCUUCGGUGGAAAAUAUGGUGUGCAGUCGGAUAGAGUUGAUAAGAGUGCCGCCGGCUGGGAACACAGAGAAGAAGUCGAGAAACAUCCGUCUCAAAAGGAUUAUUCGGUUGGUUUUGGCGGGAAGUAUGGCGUGCAGGCCGACAGGAAGGACGCUUCCGCUGUCGGCUGGGACCACAGGGAGGAAAUGCAACAUCACGGAUCACAGAAAGACUAUGCGCUCGGAUUCGGUGGUAAAUUCGGAGUGCAAACGGAUCGACAAGAUGCUUCCGCCUUAGGAUGGGAUCACCAGGAGAAGUCCACCGCGCAUGCCAGCCAGACGGACCACAAGAAGGGCUUCGGGGGCAAAUUCGGCGUAGAAACAGACCGAGUGGACAAGUCGGCGCACCAGUUUGGUGAUGUGGAGAAAGUUGGCACCAACUACACGAAGCAGAAACCGGACAUCGGCGGCGCCAAGCCAUCUUCCAUUCGUGCUAAGUUUGAAAACAUGGCCAAGGAAAAGGAACAGGAAGCUCAACAAUCUGUACAGAAGAUAAGAAAACAAAGAGAAGAAAUUGACAAGGAUCUCUCGCAAAAAGAAAAAGCACGUUGGGGUCAAGAGAAAGCUGAGGAGCCGCAGCAUGAAGAGUUUCAGCCGGUAAAAGAGCGCAUUUCGGCGAACGUCGUUCAGUCAGCUCCCGCUACACCGCCUACGCCCGCUCCUGUACCUGUCCCUACGCCCGCUCCUGUGCAAGAAGCGCCUGGAAGCCAGCCCGAGGAACCUAAACAGAAUCUACCUGAUGUUACCCGGGUUGGAGAACCUGAUCAUCAGCAGAAGGAUAAAGAAGAGAUAACCCGGCAGCCCACGAUAGUAGUGUCGCCAGUUGGCUGGGAAGUGGAGAACUCGGAGGCAGAAGCGGAUGACGAGGACGGGUACACGGCGCGUGCACUCUACGACUACCAAGCCGCCGCUCCCGACGAGAUCUCGUUCGACCCCGACGACAUAAUUACAAACAUUGUCAUGAUUGACGAAGGGUGGUGGCAGGGCCUAUGUAAAGGUGCAUACGGAUUGUUCCCAGCCAACUACGUACAGUUACAAGAUAAGUAAGCAAUUUGACAAUUGUCGACUAUAACCUGCAUUCCUGUUAUUAGAAGCAUAAGGAAUAUAUUAGAACACCACGCCAUUAACGAGAAAGAGUCAAAAGUUUGUUAAAUAUUUUGCAUUGUAUAAAACACCUAUAAUAAGACUGUAUAUUGUAAAGCUUUUUUCGUUCGCAUGUCUACGUAAUAUUUUUUUUUAAUACUCUUUCUUUUCAAACGGGACAUUUUUUACGCCAUACCUAACGUUGCGAUACAGUAUAAUAAUGUAACUCUCGGAAGAUUGACGUGUACAGUAACACUGAAUCUAAAUUUGUAAAAAACUGGUUACUAUUUGGAGACAGUCACUGCC